Messenger RNA from Geodia barretti, 3802 nucleotides. The record is from the annotation of a GenBank genome assembly. NCBI's taxonomy places the organism in Eukaryota, Metazoa, Porifera, Demospongiae, Tetractinellida, Geodiidae.
GGAAGUAGAGUCGUGCGUCCUAGCAGUAGAGUUGGUGUCCGAGUGCACUACAUUACUAUACCAUCACCAGCAUACAACUGUUCCUAUGAUAAUGGAGGAUGUGACCAUAUCUGCAAUGAUAGUUCUGGUAUCAUAGAGUGUCAGUGCCAACAUGGGUAUGAUCUCAUUCGGGGAUCUAGCUGUAUAGAUCGAAAUGAGUGUGAGAGUGGCUCUCACAGCUGUGAUCAGGUCUGCACCAACACUGAAGGGUCUUACACCUGUUCUUGUCACAGAGGACUUGAGUUAGGUUCAGAUGGAGAAACAUGCAUUGAUAUCAACGAAUGCAGUGUGGAAAAUGGAGGAUGUGACCACGAGUGCAUAAAUCGAGAUGGCUCUUUUGAAUGUCGAUGCAGAAGUGGUUACCAACUCACAAAUGAAAGAGAAUGCAUUGAUAUUGACGAAUGCUUAGAGGGCACGCACAGCUGUGAUCAAGUCUGCACCGAUACUGAAGGGUCCUACACCUGUUAUUGUCGCAGCGGAUUUGAGUUUGGAUCAGAUGGAGAAUCAUGCAUUGAUAUUAACGAAUGUCUUGUUGAUAAUGGAAGUUGCGAUCACGAGUGCUUGAAUCAAGUUGGUUCCUUUGAAUGUCGAUGCAGAAAUGGCUACCGACUUGCAAAUGGAGGAGAGUGUGUUGAUAUGAAUGAAUGUUCUGAGGGUACCCACAACUGUGAUGGUGACUGUACUAAUACUGAUGGUUCUUAUACAUGUUCAUGUAAUGACGGAUUAUUGCUGCAACCUGAUGGACACUCGUGUCGAUGUGGAGGUAUACUGACUGCAAGCUAGUGGCAGUUUCCACACUGAAGGAUGGCCCAGAGCCUACAGACCAGGGAACUUCCAAUGUGAAUGGAUCAUUCAACUACCAAACAAUGAUGCCACCAUCCAGUUCACCAUGAACCAGACUGCAUUUGGUAUCAAUGGAAAUCCUUCGGCAUCGUGCCCCACUGAUUACAUUCAGUUCUUUGAUGGGACUAGCAGUAACUCCAACUCCCUCGAGAAGAUAUGUGGUGUUCUCUCUCACUAUGGAGGAACCCUCCCUGUCAUUUCCACCACAUCUUCAUCAGCAAGAGUUGUGUUCACUGGAAGCAAUAUACGACGUCCGCUCAGUAGAGUUGGUGUUAAAGUGGACUAUGUCUCAAUUGUACCAAUAGUGUACAACUGCUCAGUAGAGAAUGGAGGAUGUCACCAUAUCUGUGUUAGUAGAUCUGAAGGAGUAGAAUGUCAAUGCCGAGAUGGCUAUGGUCUCAUUGGUAGAUCCACCUGUUCUGAUCAAAAUGAGUGUGAGAGUGGCUCUCACAGCUGUGAUCAGGUCUGCACCAAUACUGAAGGGUCUUACACCUGUUCUUGUCACAGAGGACUUGAGUUAGGUUCAGAUGGAGAAACAUGCAUUGAUAUCAACGAAUGCAGUGUGGAAAAUGGAGGAUGUGACCACGAGUGCAUAAAUCGAGAUGGCUCUUUUGAAUGUCGAUGCAGAAGUGGCUACCAACUCACAAAUGAAAGAGAAUGCAUUGAUAUUGACGAAUGCUUAGAGGACACGCACAGCUGUGAUCAAGUCUGCACCAAUACUGAAGGGUCCUACACCUGUUAUUGUCGCAGCGGAUUUGAGUUUGGAUCAGAUGGAGAAUCAUGCAUUGAUAUUAACGAAUGUCUUGUUGAUAAUGGAAGUUGCGAUCACGAGUGCUUGAAUCAAGUUGGUUCCUUUGAAUGUCGAUGCAGAAAUGGCUACCGACUUGCAAAUGGAGGAGAGUGUGUUGAUAUGAAUGAAUGUUCUGAGGGUACCCACAACUGUGAUGGUGACUGUACUAAUACUGAUGGUUCUUAUACAUGUUCAUGUAAUGACGGAUUAUUGCUGCAACCUGAUGGACACUCGUGUCGAUGUGGAGGUCUACUGACUGCUGCUAGUGGCAGUUUCCACACUGAAGGAUGGCCCAGAGCCUACAGACCAGGGAACUUCCAAUGUGAAUGGAUCAUUCAACUACCAAACAAUGAUGCCACCGUCCAGUUCACCAUGAACCAUACUGCAUUUGGUAUCAAUGGAAAUCCUUCGGCAUCGUGCCCCACUGAUUACAUUCAGUUCUUUGAUGGGACUAGCAGUAACUCCAACUCCCUCGAGAAGAUAUGUGGUGUUCACUCUCACUAUGGAGGAACCCUCCCUGUCAUUUCCACCACAUCUUCAUCAGCAAGAGUUGUGUUCACUGGAAGCAAUCUACGACGUCCGCUCAGUAGAGUUGGUGUUAAGGUGGACUAUGUCUCAAUUGUACCAAUAGUGUACAACUGCUCGGUAGAGAACGGAGGAUGUCACCAUAUCUGUGUUAGUAGAUCUGAAGGAGUAGAAUGUCAAUGCCGAGAUGGCUAUGGUCUCAUUGGUAGAUCCACCUGUUCUGAUCGAAAUGAGUGUGAGAGUGGCUCUCACGGCUGUGAUCAAGUCUGCACCAAUGCUGAAGGGUCCUACACCUGUUCUUGUCACAGCGGACUUGAGUUAGGUUCAGAUGGAGAAUCAUGCAUUGAUAUCAAUGAAUGCAGUGUGGAGAAUGGAGGAUGCAAUUAUGAGUGUGUAAAUCAAGAAGGCUCAUUUGAAUGUAGAUGUAGAGAUGGUUACCGAGUCUCAAAUGGAAGAGAAUGCAUUGAAAUUGACGAAUGCUCUGAGGGUACCCACAACUGUGAUAGUGACUGUACUAAUACUGAUGGUUCGUACACUUGUUCAUGUAAUAACGGAUUAUUGCUGCAACCUGAUGGACACUCGUGUCGAUGUGGAGGUAUACUGACUGCAGCUAGUGGCAGUUUUCAGACAGAUGGAUGGCCUACUUCCUACAGACAAGAGAACUUCCAGUGUGAAUGGAUCAUUCAACUACCAAACAGUGAUGCCACCAUCCAGUUCAAUAUUGACCAGUCUGCAUUUGGUACCCUUGGAAAACCACCAUGCAACAAGGAUUACAUCCAGUUCUUUGAUGGAACUGAUAGCGGUGCUGCAUCACUUAAGAAAAUCUGUGGACUUCUUAAAUUCUACGGGGGAGCCAUACCUUCUAUCAACACCACUUCUUCAACAACCAGGGUGGUUUUCACUGGGACUCGCUUCCAACAACGACCACUAUCGAGAGUUGGAGUUAAGGUUGAUUACGUCACUAUACCUCCACCAGAUGUUGAUGAGUGUGCACUUGGUACACACAAUUGUGAGCAACUCUGUGAAAAUACUCCUGGCUCAUUUAUCUGUUCCUGUCGCAAUGGCUACUCUCUGUCAAGUGACGACAGGACUUGCAAUGACAUUGAUGAGUGUCUGGGUAAUAGUCACGGAUGUGAUCAAGUUUGCACAAACACUAAUGGGUCCUAUGCCUGCUCAUGUGUCGAUCGGUUUACACUGCAAAGUGAUAUGCAGACAUGCAUAUCCGAUCCAACCCCACCACCUGAGCUUUCAACAACGCAUCCCAAAGUUGUCACUCCCUCGACAUCUGUGACGAAUAUAAGUCCAUCUGGCACCGAAACGAUAACUCCCACAACACAAUCAGUUUCCGAGAUAAAGUCAACUCUUACGGAACUUUUAGUGACCGAAACAACCGUGACGGCUACAUCGCCUUUACUUGCUGGUACGCCAACACCUUUACUUCCAAAAACUCCCACAAACAUUUCAUUAGCACCAACGGUGCUCUCGAAGCCUGCACCAACUUCAACAGAACUUUUAGUGACCAAGACAACUGUGACAGCUUCAUCGCCUUUACUUGCUGGUACGCCAACACCUUUACUUCCAAAAACUCCCACAAACAUUUCACUA